Sphenostylis stenocarpa is the source of this 1884-nucleotide messenger RNA. The record is from the annotation of a GenBank genome assembly. Lineage: Eukaryota; Viridiplantae; Streptophyta; Magnoliopsida; Fabales; Fabaceae.
AUGAGCGAAGAAGAGAGCAAGGGUUCUGCCUUUCUGGGAACCAACUCCGCUUAUUCAGGUUUUCUUCUUGACCCUUCAACAUGGGGCGGGCUGAGUUUGCCAGAAAAACAAAGACUAGUACAUGAGAUUGCUCGACAGUCAAAAGAUGCUUCUAGUAUGCUUCAAACAUUUACACGCAGGGAACUUCUAGAAAUAAUCUGUGCUGAAUUAGGCAAAGAGAGGAAAUACACAGGAUAUACCAAGAGUCAAAUGAUAGAACAUCUUCUGAAGAUAAUUUCUAAGAACUCCAACUUGCAUAUCAACGGAAAUACGCCUGCUCAUUCUCCCACCAAAAGUUGUAUUGGAUCUAAAAGGAAAAAGAAACCUGCAUAUGAGGAUUUACAUCAUGCUCCUCUGGGGAACAUUAAAGAGGAAAUAGUGAAAACCUUUUUGUGUCAAAAUGUUGCGUGCAAAGCUACAUUGAAUCCAGAAGAUUCUUUUUGCAAGAGAUGUUCUUGUUGCAUAUGCCAUUGCUAUGAUGAUAACAAGGAUCCUAGUCUGUGGUUGACCUGCAGCUCUGAUCUUCCCAAUGAUGAGUCAUGUGGAAUGUCCUGUCAUUUGCAAUGUGCUUUGAGUAAUCAAAUGUCUGGCAUUCUGAAGGGUAGUUGUGGUAUUAAGUUAGAUGGAGCCUUCUGUUGUGUUUCUUGUGGAAAAAAUAAUGAACUGAUGAAGACAUGGCGAAAACAAUUAUUAGUUGCCAGAGAAGCAAGAAGAACGGAUAUACUGUGUUUGCGAAUAUCCCUGGCCAACAGGAUUCUUGUAGGAACAGAAGUGUACAAGGAACUGCAAAAGAUUAUAGAAACUGCUCUCAAAUUACUGGAGAAUGAAGUGGGAUCACUUGAUCAUGUAUAUGCGAGGAUGACACGUGGAAUUGUUAGCAGGCUUUCAUGUGGUGCUGAGGUUCAGAGAUUGUGCUCUACUGCAAUUGAAUGUUUUGAUUCAAAGUAUUCUGACCAUUUCUCUAUUUGUGCCGAAAAGAAAGAUGCACCAACAUGUUCAAUUCGUUUUGAAGAGUGCCUUCCUACUUCAGUGGUUAUCGUGCUAGAGUACAAUGACAAACUUCUAAAGAACUUUCUGGGCUGCAGGCUUUGGCACCGAAUAUCAACAACAGACUACCCUGAACAACCCACCUUCAUUGUCUUGAGGCCUGAGAAAAGAUUCAAGUUAGAAAACCUCCAUCCCUCAACUGAGUACUUUUGCAAAGCUUCUCUGUUCAGCAGCACAGGAAUUUUGGGGGCUGCAGAAGCAAAAUGGGUGACACCUUGUGAUCCCACCAAUUCUGCAAAAGGUAUAAGUUGUGGUGGAAAUCGUUUUAGAUGGUCCCCGCAGAGAUCCUCAGGUACCGGAGUGGACAUGUGUGCACAGAACCAUAUAAUUGCUGAAACUCAUCCCACAGAGUCUGCCAACUCGGACAUGAAGUUAUCAUCUGGACAGCAUCCUGGGAAACCCAUGAUUUUGAACAUCAGGGGCAGGUUUGAAGAGUUCCUCUCCAAGCCUCAGUCAAUAGACCCUUUUUCAUAUAAAAAUCUUGCUGCAGUUUCACCUUCCACGCCUUCUAAAUCCUAUGAAAUGAGGCAAAUUCCUGGUUUGAAUUCUAGAAAGCGCUCGAAGGAAAACGACUAUGAGUAUUCUGUGAGGGUGGUCAAAUUGUUGGAGCAUCUGGGGCACAUAGAUGAAAUCUUCAGAGUAAGAUUUCUCACUUGGUUCAGCCUUAAGGCUACUCAACAGGAGAGAAGGGUGGUUAGUGCUUUUGUUGAUGCAUUGAUUGAUGACCCAGCAAGCUUAGCAGACCAGCUCAUACACACUUUCAGUGAUGAAAUAUGUUGCGAGCAAAAACCUUUGUGA